This is a messenger RNA of Blepharisma stoltei, 3398 nucleotides long. NCBI's taxonomy places the organism in Eukaryota, Ciliophora, Heterotrichea, Heterotrichida, Blepharismidae. The record is from the annotation of a GenBank genome assembly.
AUGGUUGAGAUCGCUUUUAUUAACUUCUUCCUUGAGCUAAAAAUCUUGCUCAGCAAUCAAAAGAUUAAUUUUUUUUCUAAUGGUUAUUGAUUAUAUAGAAACUUUUCAUUGUUAAAAAAUUAAAAAUUUUCAAAAUUUGAAACAAAAAAUCUAAUUAAAAUAGAAAAUUUUAUUUUAGAACUCUAAAUUAUAUUUUAUUGUGUAAUUACUAACUAACAUUAAUAAUAGUUUGCGCAACAAAAAAAAAUUGUUCAUUAAUCAAGGUGACUUUCUAAUGUCUUGCUCUAUAGCCAAGGGGGAUUAAGAGGAUGCAAGCAAAAAUCGAUGAAUUUUUCCAAAAGAAAUUCUAUGAUAAAGGAAUAAAAAAAUGCUUACUCCCCCCCCCCCCUCCGUGAGUGAGUGAGCAAAACCAUAACUCCGCCCCCCAUCCUUGAUCGAACGACUCGCCAUCGUUCGAUCAAGAAUGGGGGUUAAAACAAAUUUUUUUGGGAAAAAAAUUUUUAUAUAUAAAUAAAAUAUCUAUAUAUAUUAUUUUUUUAUUUACUUUUAAAUAAGAGGGUUAAAGAGUAUUUAAUAAUUAUUUUUACAGCAAAAAAUUUGAAUUAAUUUCAUAAAAAUACCAAUUUUUUAUACUUUAAUUUAUUAGUUACCCCUUAAACUGUAUAAAUUUUAAUUUGUUACUUAUUAAAUUAAAAUUUUUGUUUUUAAAUUUUAAAGAAUCUCUAUUUUAUUAGAUUAUUGAGAGUUUUUAAGCCUAGGUUGAUGACUAAAUCACUUCGAAUGGUUGAUUCCGAAGCUUUCUGUCGUCUCAAAGUCUCUGAAAACAACUUCAUUAGGUACAUCUCCCCAAGCUUUUGAUAACUAUUAUAUUUUUAUAUAUAUAAAAAAUUUGCAUGAUAUGAAAAUCGUUCGAUCAAGGAUGGUGGUUAAUUUCCCCAAUUUUUAGGAAAUUUUUACAGUCAAUCGUUCGAUCAAGGAUGGGUGGGGGAGUAAGAAAAAUCCCUAUUUUUUGCCUAAAAACCCACCCUCCGUGAGUGAACAAAAAUUUUUUUAAUAGAAAAAUUUUUAUGGAAAAAAAAUUUUGACAUAUAAAUGAUAAUUACUAUAAUGAAAUAUAGAGCUAAUUCUGUUUAAUUUUAAACAAAUUAUUUUUUAAAACAUAAAUUUUGCAAAUUGAAUUAAUAUUUACUUUCCAAUUUUUGCUUAAGCAAUACUUAAGCUUUGUGAAAGAUUUUCCAGAGCACAAAAUCGCAAUUUCUGAGUAUUUACGAGCAGUUUUAUUAUCCUGUUUAGAAAUAGCAAAUAAUAUAAAAGAAAAUGAAACUGCCAUAUCUGUGCUUUUAUCUUGCCACAAACUUAUCGAGCCUCAUUUGCCAUUAACUCCAUGCGAAAUCUUUAGCGUAAAACGGACUUUAGCAAAGCUAUACUUUGAAGGCCAAAAUUUUAUUGAAGCUGAAAAUCUUUUUCGAGAAUCAAUAAAAUUGUCAAAAGGCCUCCCAUUAGAUAAAACAAUAUUGGAGGUGUAUUUAUUUUAUAGCAGAUUUUGCAGUGAUAUCACAAAGAAACGAAAAACAUCAGGCAAAUUAGCUAAAAAAGUACUUAAGUCUGCAACUAAGCUGAAAGAAGAAAAUAGUGUUAUUGGAGACUUGCAAGAAAGGGCACUGGAGAUCCUCAUAAAAAGUGAAAUUGGUGUAAAUAAUCAAGAUAAUGCUAUAAAAUUAUUGUCUUAUGCAAGUAAACUGGUAAAUGUAAACAUACAAAGACUUGUAAAAUUACUUGGGGAUAAAUUUCAGUGUUUAAGUGAAUCAGAAGUUCUCAUUGAUUUAAUGAAGGUAGGUAAAGGUCUUCAAAGAAAAACACUGCAAAUUCAAUCUCCAAAAGGUCUAGCCCAAAUCGGAUCACUUACUCCACAAUCUGCUAGAAUUCUAUCCCCAGGGCAUUUUUCAUUUAAACCAAAAAUACCAGACUUUAAAAAUGAGCCAGUUCAGAAGGCUAGAAUUUCAAAUUUGCCCAAAGAAGAUGAAAAAGGAAAUGAUCAAAAGCCUUCAAGCAAUGCUGUAAAUAAAGAAACUAAAACUAAUGAAAACACUCCUUAUGAUCAGCAAUCCCCAAUAAGUCCAAAAAAUAUAGCUGAUGAAAACUGCUUUAAUAUUCAAGCACCGCCAGACAAUAAGGAUAAUAGGCUGCCAAAUGAAACAGAAAAAAUUAAUCAUAAAGAAAACAAAAUUAAUGAAGAAAAGAAUAUCAAUCAGAAAAAUAGCAUUUUCGGAAGCCAAAAUGCAAAAGAGGAUAAUGCAAAAGAAGAUAGAUUCUAUAAAAUAACAAAAAUAUCAACAAUUAUACAGUCAUUUGUAAGGAAAUUUCUAACGAGGAGAAAAUUUAAAAAUGUCAAAUCAUUACAAAACCGCUUCAAUGGCUAUAUUGCGUAUGGGAGAAAGAACUUGAACGGAAAAUUAUAUUUUGUCACAAUUAAAUAUGAAGGUAUUGACUACCAAAACUUGCGUAAAAUAUAUGGUCCUCUUGCUGCCAACACAAAUAAGUUUAAUAUUAUUUUGGAUGCAUACCCAUUGGUUUCUGGAACUAAAAAGCCAACUUUCAGCUGUUAUUCCACUAAAGAAAUAACGGAUUUGCUAGGGAUAUGGGAUUUUGAUUACUUAAGGAGCACAUUGCAGCCUGCAUUAUUGAACAACGUAAAAAUUGUUAAUGACCAUAUUGAGUUUUAUGGCAAUGAAAAAGUAAGUGAUCCUAUGAAAAGACUUAUUUACCGCGGGAAGGGUAAAUUAGGUACAUGCAACUAUUAUAAUAUAAGAAUCUAUGAGAUUAUUCACUCCUCCCUUUAAAUUGGAACAAAAUUAUCUUGUUCCAAUUUAAAUGUUUUUUUUUAUAAAUUUAAAAAAUUAAAAAUGUUCUUGAUUUUGAAUUUAUUUUAGGCUAGAACAAUUUAAUCAAAAAAUUAUUGAUUAAGCGAGAAGCUAUUUAAAUAAUAUUCUAUUUGCAUUUUUUUUCCAUUAAUUUAGGGUCUUACUAAUUUUAAAAAAAUAAUUCUACUUGCACUUUUUACAUUAAUUUAGGUCUUAGAAAUUUAUAAAAAUUAGUAUUUUUACAUAUAAACAAAAUUUGUUCCGAUUUAAAUGGAUUUAAAGUACCCAAAAGUGGAAUUUUACCGAUAAUUGCUUAAAUUUAAACAGGAGAAUCAAGGUUCUGCAAAAAGUUAUGCAAUUUCAGCAUUCACAUUGCAACAAAAAAUGGAAAAAAUGCUAAGGUUAAGCGAACUUUCUGAAUUACUUGGAAUUGCUGAAAAUGAUGCUAUGUUAAAUACGAUUCAUAAGCUUGCUUCUUUUCUUGCUAUAGAAAACAAUAGACUAAUUAUAAAGCAGGAUAGAGCACCUUCUAUGUAA